Acinonyx jubatus (cheetah) is the source of this 4099-nucleotide messenger RNA. It is a transcript of the gene AJUBA, whose product is annotated as ajuba LIM protein. The record is from RefSeq and is a predicted model, not a curated record. Gene Ontology annotation, molecular function: transcription corepressor activity. The transcript is spliced from 8 exons. Gene Ontology annotation, cellular component: P-body; nucleus; transcription regulator complex. Gene Ontology annotation, biological process: negative regulation of hippo signaling; response to hypoxia; regulation of DNA-templated transcription. Lineage: Eukaryota; Metazoa; Chordata; Mammalia; Carnivora; Felidae. Bases 396 to 2042 code for a protein of 548 amino acids.
CCGCCCCUCCCGGAAAGUAGAUCCGGCCAGGCAGACAAAAGUUUGGGAGAGAAGUUCGGUCUGUGCUGAGUGUGAGAGUGAGGGGGGCGGGGGCCGAGGAGAGUGGGGCGGCAGGGCGAGUGGACGCGUGAACAGACAGACCUUGCGGACGGGACAGCCGCGGCCGUAGGCCCUUCUAGCCCCGCUUAACCCCUGAUGCGCGGGGGGAAGCAGACCCUCUCGCUGGGGGAUGCUGCGGGAUUCCCGGUGCCGGGCAUCCGGGCCGCCCGCUAAACCCGUGUGCCUACCCCGUGCCCCCGGGGAACCGGAGUCCGGCCGCUGGGAAAGAGAAGCGGCCGCAGAGACGCUGCAGGGUGCCGGGCGGGGAGGGGGCUGGAGGCCCCAGGCCCGAGGGCAUGGAGCGGUUAGGGGAGAAAGCCAGUCGCCUGCUGGAGAAGUUAAGACUCUCGGACUCCGGCAGCGCCAAGUUCGGCCGCAGAAAGGGUGAAUCUAGCCGGUCUGGAUCUGAUGGGACCCCCGGGGCGGGCAAGGGGCGUCUGAGUGGGUUGGGGGGACCUAGGAAAUCAGGGCCCCGUGGAGCUACUGGGGGACCUGGGGAUGAGCCGUUGGAGCCAGCCCGGGAGCAGGGCCCCCUGGACGCUGAGCGGAACCCGCGCGGCUCCUUUGAGGCGCAGCGCUACGAAGGCUCCUUUCCUGGGGGGCCGCCUCCCACCCGGGCCUUGCCUCUACCUCAGUCAUUGCCCCCCGACUUUCGGCUGGAGACCACGGCCCCAGCUCUAAGCCCCCGCUCCAGUUUCGCCAGUAGCUCAGCCAGCGAUGCCAGCAAGCCGUCCAGUCCCCGGGGCAGCCUGCUGUUGGACGGGGCGGGGGCCGGUGGAGCCGGAGGUAGCCGACCCUGCAGCAAUCGUACCAGCGGCAUCAGCAUGGGCUACGACCAGCGCCACGGCAGCCCCCUGCCCGCCGGGCCAUGCCUGUUUGGCCCACCCCUGGCUGGGGCUCCGGCGGGCUAUUCCCCUGGAGGGGUGCCGUCCGCCUACCCGGAGCUCCACGCUGCCCUGGACCGACUGUGCGCUCACCGGCCGUCGGGAUUCGGCUGCCAGGAAAGCCGCCACUCGUAUCCCCCGGCCCUAGGCAGCCCCGGGGCUCUAGCCGGGGCCGGAGUGGGAGCGACAGGGCCGUUGGAGAGACGCGGGGCGCAACCCGGACGACACUCGGUGACCGGAUACGGGGACUGCGCCGCGGGCGCCCGAUACCAGGAUGAGCUAACAGCAUUGCUGCGCCUGACGGUGGGCACGGGUGGGCGAGAAGCCGGCACCCGCGGGGAACCCUCGGGGAUUGAGCCGUCGGGUCUCGAGGAGCCGCCGGGUCCGUUCGUUCCAGAGGCCUCCCGGGCCCGGAUGCGGGAACCAGAGGCCAGAGAAGACUACUUCGGCACCUGUAUCAAGUGCAACAAAGGCAUCUAUGGGCAGAGCAACGCCUGCCAGGCCCUGGACAGCCUCUACCACACCCAGUGCUUUGUCUGCUGCUCCUGUGGGCGAACUUUGCGCUGCAAAGCUUUCUAUAGCGUCAAUGGCUCCGUGUACUGUGAGGAAGAUUAUCUGUUUUCAGGGUUUCAGGAGGCAGCUGAGAAGUGCUGUGUCUGUGGUCACUUGAUUUUGGAGAAGAUCCUACAGGCCAUGGGAAAGUCCUAUCACCCAGGCUGCUUCCGAUGCAUCGUUUGCAACAAGUGCCUGGAUGGCAUCCCCUUCACAGUGGACUUCUCCAACCAGGUGUACUGCGUCACUGACUACCACAAAAAUUAUGCUCCUAAGUGUGCGGCCUGUGGCCAACCCAUCCUCCCCUCAGAGGGCUGUGAGGACAUUGUGAGGGUGAUAUCCAUGGACCGGGAUUAUCACUUUGAGUGCUACCACUGUGAGGACUGCCGGAUGCAGCUGAGUGAUGAGGAAGGCUGCUGCUGCUUCCCUCUGGAUGGGCACUUGCUCUGCCACGGCUGUCACAUGCAGCGGCUUAAUGCCCGGCAGCCCCCUGCCAACUAUAUCUGAACUGCAGUCACUACUGCUGCCUUCGCCACCAUUGACAAAUUCCUCUGGCCAGAGGGCCCCUCUGAGGCCAGCCGAGGCAAGAAACGCACUCCCAGACCGGGAAGAAGAGCCCUCUGGGGAAGGCCCCAAGGGCCAGAGACCCAAAGAUAUGACAUUCCAAAUGGAUUGUGGAGAAGGAACCUUCCAAUUGCCACGGUGGGGUGACUGGCUUUCUUUCCAUGUGUGUAGCCUGUGCUGUAGCGUGUACUCAGGCACACACUACAGGCGAGUUCCAGUACUUUAUCUAAAGGUCUGAUUCUGGUCUGUAUCUCCAGUGUCUGAUUAUGCAUAAGUCAAGUGAUGUUCCAGCUUUGGAUUAUAGGAAGAGAGGACAUCAUGAGCACUCCUCACUCUUUUGUACCCCUCAUGUGGGUCAGGUAUGGGGUCAGCAGGUUCUUACUACAGUGUCUUUGUAUCUGGAUGAAGAAAUGGACACUAGACCUUAUUAAUGAGUUUUUUCCUUGGCCACCUUCUCCCUAUAGACUAGGAGCACUGCUCACCCCUCUGCUGGGAAGGGGGACAGCUCUCAGUGGGCCUGUUGCCUGUAUUGCCUAUUUCUCAGGGACUCACGUGGGCCUGGGAAGGCUAGGUGGGUGCCCAUACUUGGUUCCUCUUCUCCUCAGUUGGGGAAGUAAUGAGUGGGUCCUUGAGGGUGGAGGUGCCAGGUGAGACAUGUAAGAAGUGUCAGGCCAACCGUGCUCCGUGCACAUGCCCAGGUAUAGGUGCACUGAGACCUCCAGCCCAAUGUAGACACACAUAGGCACAUUCAUAGACACACUGUCUCACUCCCUUCUUCUCAGGUCACUCUUAUCCAGUUCCCUAAUAGUCACUCACCACUCCAGACCUGCCACCUCUCAGAGGAAUCUAGGAUUAUAACCAAUACAACUCCCAAACUCUGAGGUUCUGGGGAGCCAGAGGGGCAACACACUUUGAUCUGGUUCUAGUCGUUUGGCUGAAAUCGGUUUACCUAAGCUAGAUUCCCUUAAAGCCAAUUCGUGGGAGACUUGUAUGCUUAAAGUUUACUUGUUUUGGGGGGGGGGCAGGGAGGGUGCAAAAAAGGUGGUUUUAUUGAAAGCACGGGAAUAGGACCCAUGGGCAGAAAGAGCUGCCAAAGUUUACUUAAUGACCAGUUUGCCAAAAGCUCAGUCCCUUUGGGGUAUUUUUAUAGCCAUUUAGGUGUUUCGUUGUUAUGUUUUGGGUGUUUUCAAGAUUUACAUCUAUUCAUCCAACAGUACUUCUGAAUUAUUGUCAACAACAUAAAUUUAUCAAAUUUGCAGCACUUUGUAAUGUUGAGAUUGCUUCCUACCUUUAUGGACAUUUUCCUAUGUUAUCUACUUUUCAAACACUUUUCUAAAAAGUUUAAAGUUUCUAGCAAUAAAUAUAAUUGGUAUGGACAUUUUGUGUAUCAUUUUUUUGUGUUUCUUAAUUCAAUAUUCCUUUACAAAUUAGAUGCCUUGGAAAAUGUAAUAGAGCUCAAUAUGAUUUUGAUGCUUUGGCCUAACUUCUACAUUCCUGCUGUUAAAAAUGCCAAUAUAUUCUAAACAAAUGAGCAGGCAUGUGGCAUGUUCAGUUGACUAACAAUUAAAGGUUAUGUGGACAACAACAAUAAAAAGUGAAAGGGUAAAUCUGCUAAAUCCUUUUGAAAUGCUGCAGAUUUGAUAAAUAUUUAUUUUAAACUAAUUGUCUGUAGGUGAAUUGGUUUUUGGCAAAUUAAUCUGAUAAUCUUUAAUCCUUAGUCUUUAUUCCCUGUCACUUAGAGUUUCAUACUAGAAAUGGUUACUCCUAAGAACAGAAAUUCCGCGUUUAGGGGUUAUUCUAAGGUGACCGUGCCAGCCAAGCUGGGGUUGCAGAGGAGAGGCCUGUGCAUGAGGGUGUGAGGGGGAGUAAGAGCUCACAUUCAUACCCCUGACUGCAGAGGGAAUGCACUUUUUUUGGAGGGAUAAAUGUUCUGAUAGAUUACUUGAUCUACAGCUGGGAUUGCUUCUUCUGAAUUAUUAUUAUUAAAUAAGUGAAUACAA